AUGGAUGAGGCUGCCUCAGCACAGACGGCUGACCCGGUUGAAGAUGCCAAGCAGGCUUCGGAGCCUUCGGAAAGUGAGGACGACGAGGACAAGGAUGUCGAGGAGCAGGCUGCCUCUGCGCAGCCCGCCGACCCGGUCGAAGAUGCCCCCAAGGACGAGCCGCUGCAGCAAACAGCUCUGGUGAACGAGGAGGAUCUGGCCACAGCCCGACGAUUGCAAAAAGUGGCCAUCAAUCAGCUGGAAACGGCACAGCAGGCGGUUGACACCCUGCAGAAGGUGUGGCUACAAGAAUUGGAAGCCCGCGGCAACACCGAAGAGGCCAAGGAGGCGGAAGCAAAGCUCAAGGAGGCGGAAGCAAAGGUAAACAAGGCCGAGCAGAAGUACAAGGAAGCCCAGCAGAAGUACGAGGAGGCCCAAGCGAAGGUCCAGGCAGGACCAGCGCAGGACCUGUUGGCCAUCCCCGACUCAACUGGGCACUCGGCUUCUGACCUGCUGGCCAUCAAAGACCGGCUGCAACAACUGUUGUCUCGCAACCUCCACGCGGAGCCAAAUGAUGCAGACUAUGUGAACCACGAGGACACAUCCAAAGCAUUUCUUUCGGAAGUCAGCACGAUGUUGGAGCACUUCAAAACCAGCAGGCGGUUGAACAAAGCUGACAGUCCGCUGCUGGAAUACGCCACCAUGAGCGGUGCUGGCAAAACGCGUUGGGGCUUCCAUGUUGAGCGGUUGCUGAAAGCAGAACUCCCCGACUGUGCUAUACUUCGUGUGGGGCUGAACUUUAAUGGCGGUUCUGGCGGCGGCGAUGCUGAUCGCACCGAAGCAGUUCAUCUUCUCAGUACUCAGAAUUUCUCCGACCAACAAACCAUGGCCUGUCUUCUUUUUGCUCGGGGACUCCUACAAUGCUCGCCAGACGCCGUCCGUCAUUUUGCAGCCUGGCUCAGGGGAUUAACAACACCGGACGUGCUGGAUGCCCUUUUUGAAAGUGCCCCAGAGGCAGACACUCGCAUCCUUGUCGUUCAUUUGGAUGAGCUCGCCAUGCUAUUGAAGGAGACACGCCUUGGCUUCACUGACAAGAAUCUCAAAGAGUUUGUGAACAACUUGGCUGACUACAACUGUGGGCAGAGGCCGCUGGGAUUGGUGGUGCCCGUCAUUACCCAUACUUCGCCGGUGAUAUGGGAUCCAGAGACAACUACAAUACCGCUCAAGCGCAUGAAUCUGGGUCCCUUCAGUUUCGCGGAGUCGUUAAAGUUCUUUCAAGGCAUCAAUGUUACGGACCUGGACUCCCUGCUUGCGAUUAGCGCCUGUGGUGGUCACGCCGCGUUGCUGGUGGAGAUGCGUAAAUUCAUGGGGCGGAAGAGUGGUGGACUUGGUCCACUGAUCACAUGCAGUCGUCUUGAUCUUCACCGAAAAUCCGUCAAAGCAAUGGGCAUGUCCAAGCAAGAAUGCAUUUCACUGCUCAAGGCGAUCCUUUUGCAACAGGUCGUCCUCGAAGACAAGAUUCGAAGGUACUCUCAGAAGGGUCUACUCUUCCUUGAGGACGACGAUGGUAGGUAUCGCGUUUCAGUCCCAUACCCAUGCUUGUUGAACCUGCUGGAGGUGCUUGAUCGACCAGGGCGUUUUGAGAACCUGCGGUGGACUGGCAACACUCCAGCAAAGAGCAGGUGGAGAACGAAGGCAUUCGAGGCUCUCUGCGCCAUUCGGAUUGCCAUCGAAAUGAAAGACUUCCCCUACGAUUCGCCACGUGAUCCUAACACUGUAGCGACGACAUUCGUGAGAGAGAAGAAGUCUUGCGUCUGCCUUGCAAAGAAUCAGAACGAGGCAGGUGUGGACGCCAUCGGGGUUGAUGGUGGUACAAUGAUUUUGUUGCAAUGUAAAUACCCAGAAAUGGAUUCCACAGCGCAAGACUGGAAGGAGGUUGAGCAGUUCAUGAAUUUCACAGCAAAAACGGGUGUGGAGUGGGCCAAGAAAGCAGGGUGCAACCAAAUCCGUGCCAUCUUUGCCACCGGGAGGGCGCCGAGAAAUUACACAUCCACAAGGCCAACUGAGCUUGAGGUUGACGGUGUGCAUAUCUCUUACACAGUCUAUGCGAAGACCGAGAACCGAAAAGACUGUGCAAUCAGGGCAAUGCCGAUCAGUACUUGGAUUCCUUCCAGCGUCAUGUGCUUCUGA
Messenger RNA from Symbiodinium sp. CCMP2592, 2169 nucleotides. Lineage: Eukaryota; Dinophyceae; Suessiales; Symbiodiniaceae. The record is from the annotation of a GenBank genome assembly.